AUGAUUGCCCCUGUAAGACGACAUGCAGCCUCGCAUCAGCUGGAUUCUACGCCUGCAGCACCCUAUGAAAUCCCCCAAUCGGUAAGCCCCUCCCCUCAAGCGCGCCGACCGAGAAAACUGGGUCUGCUCUUAUGUUCGUGGCGCAUCGGCUCCGUUUUCUCCAUGUCACAUCCGCUCGUGGCAGCAGUGUGGGAACAGCUAGGGCGCCGUGAUCUGGCAAAUCUUCUACGGGAGAUUAUCGGGGAACAUGCUGCAGAUAUCGCGGUCUCGCAGAUCCAGGAUGGUGCUCAGCCCGCCAAAACGGAGGCCCUGACUCAGUCGGUAUUUUGGAUCAGAGCCAUCUUCGAUCUACAGCGAACAUAUUUGCAGGGCCUAAGGAGCAUCCAUGGCGGCCAUUCGAGCUUUUUACAUUACCUACUGCCGUCGGAGGUAGUUUUGUCCGCCGUCAUGUACUUGGUGCAGGUCAAGACCAGCCUCUUUCCGUGCACCACACCCACGGCCCCUGAAGUGGUGAGAUAUCGACACUUCCUGGUCCAUACCUUGCUUGCGGGUAUCCGGCUCCUGCUGCUGCGAGGCGAGAAUUUAUCCCCCGACGUGAAAUUCAAUAUGGAACGAGUGAUUCGGUCAGCAUGGCAGGACCCGGACCUAUCGAGCGUGGAGAGAUAUUUGGUCAGCGACCUUCUACCCAAGGCCAUCAGCAGUAUUGGUUCGCCAGAACUGUGCAGGAGCCAGUCCCCGUCGACCCUAGGGAAAGCUCAGUCUGCUGCGUUUGUCUCGGGCAUGUACCCAUUCUCUGGAACCUCCGAACCAAAUAUCACGGAUCUCCUGACUGCUCUCAUUAACAAUAAGACAGAUCAGCUGAUCCCCUUCUGCCUCCUGUUUGACAUGCUCUGGGCGACAGAAUCUGCCCUCGUGCAAUGUCAUAUCGAUCGUCGCCGUAUUUCGCAAGAAGAGGGGCAUAGCAGUGAUGCGGCAUUCCAAGUCGACGAGGCAUUUAAUCAAGCCCGAGAGAUUCGAAUGAGACUAGCCAAAACUAUUCUAGCUGCAUUUAAUGAUGAAUUCACCACCCCGUCUCUCCAGGUACUGGCGACGGCUAUACUAAGCCAGAACGGAGAAGGACAGCCGCCACUCCAGACGCGACGAAUUCGGGACUCUUGGGCCCAACUUUCUCGACUCAGAGACGUUUGGGAAAGUUCCCUCGGGUACCUGGUACGAUGGCUGAUCAAUCGAAGAGUUCAACUGUGGGGUUGUAAUGGAGAGUUAGAGGCAAACUCUCAUUAUUAUCAGCAACACCUGGCCCAAUGGCUACAGAGCUCGCCCCUUCCGGAGAAUAGCGAUUCAUUUCAAGCAACUGAACGACGGUCUGAUAUUAUCUAUGUGGUGAACUGUCCAGCAGUUCAUCUAAUACCCAGAGCGCUGUUAGAGGAGCAACUGAGAAGCUUUGACAGAAAUGCUCACGAAGUAUCGACGCCCAUUCUCUCCGAGCCAGACGGUAAUAGACGGCUGUCCCUUCAAGGCUCAAUCUCCCGGAAUACAACAUCCUCAAGUUCUGUAAGUCAUUCAGCCAGCCAGUCAUCAGGCGAUGCAUUAAAGAGUCCUAUCACCCCUGGGUCAUACACUGCCGGGCUCAGCGAGGCCACCAGUAUCCAAUCUGUUGGUGUUUAUUCAGAAGGGCCAGAGCCAUUCUUGACCCGCCCGAAACCGGAUUCCUUUCUAGAAAAACAAAUGAGCAAGGUGAGUUCGAGGGAGUUAAAGAGUGUGAAGCUGCCUAUUCCUGGCGGAGGAUCCCUCUUUAGACGGGGCUCGUCGAAAGAAACCAAACUGCCUCAACAGCCCCGAUUCUGCUUUUCGGCAUCGGGACGUUGCCUUCUACUCUGGGGUGCCGGUGGGAACUGCCUUGUGCGGUUUGACAUUCCGUCAAUUGAAGGACAAAGGCCUGUCGGGCAUAAAUACGAUGUAACCGGUGUGCAAUAUGCCGCAGCAGGAGACCGGCGAUGUGCUAUCAUCGCCACUCACUAUGAGCUCCUUGUUUUCAAUAAGACCGCAGUCAUUCCAGAGGCAUACUUAUCAAUCGAGAUUCAGCAUCAUUCUUUACCUCCGAUCUCCAUGGUGAUGUCUCGUGAUGACAGAUACAUAGCAUUCACAUUUAAAGACGAAGUUCGGUUCUAUGAAGUCGGUACUAGAUCGAUCAGGAGAGUCUCAAUAGACUUGAAUCUCCAUCAUCAUAACACCUAUUCCAAUGACCUCGCCACGGGGACCUCUCCAGCUGAAGGGAAGACAGAAAAGGCCAAUAAAGCAACCGCUGGGAGAAAAAUCCAAUUUUCCGUUGAUGGGAAGAAUCUCAUCGUUGCAACCCACCUAGGAGAUCAGGAUGCCUGUGUGGAGGUGUGGAACUGCAGUACGGAACAAUGGAACGUGGCUCCUGAUUGUGCCAGGACAUUCAAACUCUCACCAUGGAGUGCCAACGAUAAAGGCCUUACUUGUGUAUUCUAUGACAGCUUCCACCACGCGGUCUUAUUGACGGCCUUGCCCAAGAAGGACUGUUCAGCAUCGUCACCUGUGACUGAAGAAAGCAACAUGAGCGAUCAUUCUACCACAACGAUUAUCCAUGCGGCCCAGUCGCCAUCCGGCUCGCGGUUUGUGAUUGCUAAUGGAAUGAAUCAAAUCUGCCUGUGUAAUGCCAACCCCAGCGGGGCCCUCAAACCCUCGCGGACGAAGAAGGCCUCCAACAAGAUCAGUCCUUCCGUUUUCAAGCCUGGAAAACUGGUCCUAUCAUUCCCACAAGAUGAUUGGAUAUCUCUGUUCUGGAUCAAACAGGGACGGCUUUUACUCCGGAUGGUGCGGCUGAACGAGGGGAAUGAGACGGUCAGCGAGUAUGAUUUGCGCUCCGAUUUCGACCGCCUCUUGUUGGAACGUCUGCAAACAACCGGUUCCCCUAUCCAGCAUCGGCGAUAUUCGCUAUUGUCGAAUCAACCAAUUACAGAGAUGGACAACCUAACAUUGUCUCCGCGGCGACCCAAUAUGCCCGAACUCCCAUCAACGUAA
Molecule: messenger RNA, 3045 nt
Organism: Aspergillus tanneri
Lineage: Eukaryota; Fungi; Ascomycota; Eurotiomycetes; Eurotiales; Aspergillaceae
Exons: 6
Coding region: 1-3045 (1014 amino acids)
Molecular function (GO): protein binding
Source: RefSeq, a predicted model, not a curated record